UAGUUAUUUUUUAUUUUUUUUCCGUUCUCUUCACCUUUAAUAUUUGAUCUUUCUGAAGAUAAAACUUCUGGGAAUGUACUUCUGAGCCCCAAGAUUUCCUGCACGGCCCCAACCGAGCAGGGUCGAGGACAGAUUAGAGGGGAAAGAAGCCGUCGUCUAGCCAGGAGUCGCUCCUAAGCAUCGCCUUACGUCUUAUCCGGUGCAUGAACGCAUCGGUGCACAAGAGAGCAGUCGCAGUUUACCUUCAACAGCCAUAGCCAUGGCAAUGUGCUCCACCUUCUGCCCUCGCAUUCCCCACUACUCCUUCCUCGGAGCAACACCGGCCAUCCGUUCGAUCUCGCCAUCGUCGCCGUUUCGGCUCUCUGUUAGGGCUCUAUCUUCCCCAGCACAAUCUUCGAGUUCCUCCUCGUCCCCUGCGAAGGAAAUACCAGGACGAAUAGGGUUCUUGGGUCUUGGAAUCAUGGGAACGCCAAUGGCACAUAAUCUCAUCAAGGCUGGAUGCGAUGUGACCGUCUGGAACAGAACCAAGAGCAAAUGUGAUCCUCUCAUAAGCUUGGGUGCACAAUAUAAAUCCUCUCCUGAAGAAGUUGCUGCAACUUGUGAUGUCACGUUUGCCAUGCUCGCUGAUCCUGAAAGUGCAGUUGAUGUUGCAUGUGGGAAGCAUGGAGCUGCUAACGGAAUGAGUUCAGGAAAAGGAUAUGUGGAUGUUUCGACAGUUGAUGGGGCCACUUCUAAGUUUAUUAGUGGUCGUAUCCAGGGCACUGGAGCACUAUUUUUGGAGGCUCCUGUUUCAGGCUCCAAAAAGCCUGCCGAAGAUGGGCAAUUGAUCUUUCUCACGGCAGGUGACAAAGCUCUAUAUGAGAUGGUUGCUCCAUUUCUUGACAUCAUGGGAAAGUCAAAAUUUUACCUUGGCGAUGUUGGAAAUGGAGCUGCUAUGAAACUUGUUGUCAACAUGAUCAUGGGAAGCAUGAUGGCAUCAUUUUCUGAAGGAUUACUCCUUAGCGAGAAAGUAGGGUUGGAUCCUAAUAUACUUGUAGAGGUGGUGUCACAGGGAGCCAUUAGUGCACCUAUGUACUCAGUCAAAGGUCCUUCGAUGGUCCGAUCCCAGUAUCCCGCGGCGUUUCCUUUGAAGCAUCAGCAGAAGGAUCUGAGGCUUGCUCUGGGGUUAGCAGAAUCUGUUUCCCAAUCCACGCCCAUUGCAGCAGCGGCAAAUGAAAUGUACAAAGUAGCAAAGUCUCACGGUCUGAGUGACCAGGACUUUUCAGCAGUCAUUGAAGCACUUAAAGCGAAACAAUGAGAUACGUCUGCGUCUUCUUAGCUGAUACGGAGAACUUUCCUUCGAUGCCCUGGGUCAUACGGUAAGUUGGCAACAUCUCCUGCUGUGUUCGUUAGAUUUUUCUUCCUCCAUGGAAGACAAAUGCAGCUUUGUGCAUGUCUUAUCAAUAUGAUUUGUAACAAGUUCAGAUCUUUGAUUUGGCAUCUGAAUGGUUGUGUGGUUACAUCUGCCAUUAGUUUAACAUUGGCAAAAUAAAAUGAAGAAGGGUUUGCAAUAUAAUUGAAUUUGUGUGCCUCUAUGUACAGUAUUGAUCUUAUAGUCUCCUUUAAACCGUGUUAUCCAUUGAUGUCAUGGACAAAAGACUGUUCAUCAUCUGCCUAUCAGAGAAUGUUUGGUUAGGUAAAGCGCGAAGUGCAAUUGCUUCUGCAUGAUUGACUUUACAGUAACAAGUGCCAAUUUUUGUCUCAGUGAAAAAUAGACAAUUCUCUUACUGUCUCCCAACAAAUUAAUGUGAUGGGAUCUGGAUGAAAGAGGAAUAGGUUUGUAGCAACAAUAGAUGGUCAAAUCCGUGCUUUUCUUUCGCAUUUUUCCCCCUUGCUUUUUUCCUAGUGUUGAUGACAAGCGCUUAUAAUUGUUGAAGUUGCAUUCACCAGCAUGUUCUGUUGUCUUCUGUAAACAAGCCUCUUUUUGGUCGCGUGAGAUAUAUUUCUUAGCGCUUUUCGGGUUUUACCUGCAAACCAUAUAUCUUUCAACAUAUGCCAAUUUCCUCCACAGUCAAAUCACAAUGCUUGUCUAAAUAAGAGGGCAGAUAACCUUCUGCUAUAAGUUUAGGGAACAUUUGAAAUCUCUGAUUAUUCUUGUUUCAGUAGUAACCAUCGUUUCUAAUUUGUUAUUUGAUAACUGAACAAGCAAACAAUUUUAUUUCCCUCACUUCUUCCUUCAACCAUA
Rhodamnia argentea is the source of this 2224-nucleotide messenger RNA. RefSeq names its product glyoxylate/succinic semialdehyde reductase 2, chloroplastic. The record is from RefSeq and is a predicted model, not a curated record. Gene Ontology annotation, molecular function: NADP binding; NAD binding; glyoxylate reductase (NADPH) activity. Gene Ontology annotation, cellular component: chloroplast. Lineage: Eukaryota; Viridiplantae; Streptophyta; Magnoliopsida; Myrtales; Myrtaceae. The transcript is spliced from 13 exons. Bases 260 to 1297 code for a protein of 345 amino acids.